This is a messenger RNA of Coffea arabica (coffee), 3578 nucleotides long. The record is from RefSeq and is a predicted model, not a curated record. Lineage: Eukaryota; Viridiplantae; Streptophyta; Magnoliopsida; Gentianales; Rubiaceae.
AUUGGACUCUGGUUAUGCCUUGUGCAGUCAAAACUUUGUUACCUGAGGAAUCUUCCUCCCAAAAAACUAGUUUCUCUCAAAGAGGAGCAGUCAGAAAUGGGUGGAUACUUCAUUUUGAAUGGGCUUGAAAGAGUUGUUCGACUUCUGAUUUUGCCAAAGCGAAACUAUCCUACGAGUAUGGUACGAAAUUCAUUUCGUGAACGGCGAGAAGGAUACACUGAUAAAGCUGUUGUCAUAAGAUGUGUUAGAGAGGACCAAUCAGCAGUGUCACUGAGACUUUAUUAUCUUAGUAACGGAAGUGCCAGACUUGCCUUCUGGAUACAAGGAAGGGAAUACAUGCUUCCUGUUGGUGUUAUGCUAAAGGCAUUAGCUGACACCACAGACCAUGAAAUCUUUGCGUGCUUGACGUCUUGUUAUGAUGAUAAUUACGAUUGCGUAAAAGGCUCUGUUGGCUCCCAGCUUGUUGGAGAACGAGCAAAAAUUAUUCUUGAUGAGGUUCAGGACCUGUCUCUUUUUACUCAUAAACAGUGCCUGCAACACAUCGGGGAACACUUUCAACCUGUUAUGAUUGGACUGGAGAAUGAAAGUCCCUCUGUUGUUGCUGCUGCUGUUUUGAAGGACUACAUAUUUGUUCAUCUUGAUAACAAUCAUGACAAAUUCAACUUGCUCAUAUUUAUGGUGCAGAAGCUUUUUUCUCUGGUAGAUCAUACUUCUAUGCCAGACAAUCCAGAUUCUUUGCAAAAUCAUGAAGUUUUGUUGCCUGGUCACUUGAUCACCAUUUACCUCAAGGAAAAGCUACAAGAGUGGUUGCUCAAGACGAAAAAUCUCCUUCAAGAUGAAGCUAAUAACAGCAAUAAAUUUGACAUCAACAGCUUAGCUGACAUCAAGAAGCUUAUCGAAAAAAAUUCUCCUAAACAGAUCAGCUCAGCUAUUGAUAACAUGCUGAAGACCGGAACACUGCUUACCCAAUCUGGGCUGGAUUUGCAGCAGAGAGCUGGUAUGACAGUUCAGGCUGAGAGGCUAAAUUUUCUCCGAUUCCUUUCACACUUUCGAGCUGUACAUCGAGGCUCUUCAUUUGCUGGUCUUCGCACUACAACUGUGCGGAAACUGCUUCCUGAAUCCUGGGGUUUUCUCUGCCCUGUUCACACACCUGAUGGGGAGCCCUGUGGUUUACUGAACCAUAUGUCUUCUUCUUGCCGUAUCACUUCAUACUACGAUAACGAGGGAAAUGUCAGAGACUUCCUGAAAACUAGGAUGUCAAUUCUGAGUGUUCUUGUUGGUGUUGGAAUGACACCCUCGCUGCCAAAGCUUGUGCAGGCUGGUCCUCCUAAAGUUCUUUCUGUUCUUUUAGAUGGUCGUGUUGUUGGUUCAAUACCAUCUGACCUAGUUGAAAAGGCGGUCACACACAUGCGAAGAUUAAAAUUGUCAGCAACAGCACAGAUUCCUGAGGAUCUCGAGGUGGGAUAUGUUCCUUUGAGCAUGUGUGGGGCAUACCCUGGCUUAUUCCUGUUCACAUCUCCUUCAAGAUUUGUUCGUCCAGUCAGAAAUAUCUCGAUCCCUCCUGAAGAGGGCAACAAGUUUGAACUUAUCGGACCCUUUGAACAGGUCUAUAUGGAAAUAAGCUGUCCUGAUGGUGGAGGUGGUGGGAGGAAGAGUAUGUUUCCUGCAACUCAUGAAGAAAUUCACCCAACUGGGAUAUUGAGUGUUGUUGCUAAUCUUACACCUUGGUCAGAUCACAAUCAAAGCCCUCGUAAUAUGUACCAGUGUCAGAUGGGAAAACAAACCAUGGGAUUCCCUUCUCAAGCAUUACACAGUCGUGCUGAUCAAAAGCUUUAUCAUCUUCAGACUCCCCAAACACCUAUUGUACGCACAAAGGCAUAUGAAAAGUACCACAUUGAUGAGUUUCCAUUAGGAACAAAUGCUAUUGUGGCAGUUUUGGCUUAUUCAGGAUAUGAUAUGGAGGAUGCCAUGGUCUUGAAUAAAUCAUCUGUGGAACGUGGGAUGUUUCAUGGUCACAUAUAUCAGACAGAAACAAUAGACCUUACUGAACAGAGAAGCAAUUCUGGUCGUGGACAGAGAAUAUUUAGAAGAAGCAACCUAGACAAGUCAUCUCAGCAUCUGGUUGAUUCUGACGGUCUUCCAUAUGUUGGGCAGAGGAUAAAGCCAAAUGAACCAUACUGCAGCAUCUAUAAUGAGAUAACAAGUUCAACAUCAAGUACCAAGUUAAAAGGAUCUGAGUCCGUUGUUGUAGACUAUGUUGCUGUUGAUGUGAAAAACAAGAAUAACUUACAGAAGGUUAAUAUACGUUUCCGACGUCCCAGAAAUCCUAUAAUUGGUGAUAAAUUUAGCAGUAGACAUGGCCAGAAAGGUGUAUGCUCUCAACUCUGGCCAGAUAUUGAUAUGCCAUUCGCAGGACUCACUGGAAUGCGGCCAGAUCUUAUUAUCAACCCUCAUGCUUUUCCGUCAAGAAUGACAAUUGGGAUGCUUUUAGAAUCUAUUGCUGCUAAGGGUGGUGCCUUGCAUGGGAAAUUUAUGGAUGCAACUCCUUUUACGAGCUUGCUGAAGAAGGGAAAUGAAGGACAGGAGUCUGAAUCAAGUUCACUGGUUGAUGAACUUGGCUCAAUGUUGACUGCUUAUGGGUUCAACUACCAUGGUUCAGAAGUACUGUACAGUGGGGUUUAUGGAACUGAACUAACAUGUGAAAUAUUCAUUGGGCCUGUUUAUUAUCAACGACUCCGACAUAUGGUAUCUGAUAAAUUUCAGGUACGGUCUACUGGAACGGUAGAUCAAAUAACCAGACAACCUAUUAAAGGAAGGAAGCGUGGUGGGGGUAUCCGGUUUGGGGAAAUGGAAAGAGAUUCCCUUCUUGCCCAUGGUGCAGCAUAUCUGUUGCAUGACAGGCUUCAUAUUAGUUCUGAUCAUCACGUUGCUGAUGUGUGCUCUAUUUGCGGAAGCCUCUUGACAACAUCACUCAUCCCAACAAAGCAACGAGCAAUCCGCGAGAUCAUUGGUCUGCCACCCGGUAGGAUCCCCAAAAAAGUCAUGUGUGUUGCUUGCCAGACAAGUAAGGGAAUGGAGACAGUUGCAAUGCCUUAUGUCUUUCGAUACUUAGCAGCAGAGUUGGCAGCCAUGAAUAUCAAAAUGACCCUACAGUUGAGUAGUGGAGCAGAAGCUUAAUAACCAUUUGAUUGGAAAUUUGGCAACAAAACCUGCCUGAGUAAGACAGGUGGAAGUGUGCCAUCCAUAAUGCAGAAAGACUAAUCUCGAAAGUUUCCAAUCGGGCAAUAAGCUGGUGCGCACCAGGGGGUUUGUUGGUAGCGGCCUUUUGACAGCACACUACUGGGUUAUAGGCUGUCAGAGUUGAGAUGGCUUAUCUGUAAGAGCGGAUUUCUUCUUGUUUGUACUGCAACAUCUCAUUGUAUUGUAUUUAAUAAAAAUUAUCGCAUUGUAUUAUUUGCCUCAUUUGAGUAGGUUUAGCUAUUCAACCUUUGUUCCUUGGAUACUGAUUCCAAGUUUGUAAUAUGUUUGACAUGAUAGCUUUUCCAAUGAAAGAGCAAAAGGAGAUUUGAGAUAUUGUA